Messenger RNA from Boleophthalmus pectinirostris (great blue-spotted mudskipper), 1069 nucleotides. Its product is annotated as phospholipid hydroperoxide glutathione peroxidase-like. Gene Ontology annotation, biological process: response to oxidative stress. The record is from RefSeq and is a predicted model, not a curated record. The transcript is spliced from 7 exons. Gene Ontology annotation, molecular function: glutathione peroxidase activity. NCBI's taxonomy places the organism in Eukaryota, Metazoa, Chordata, Actinopteri, Gobiiformes, Gobiidae.
ACGUCCUGGAUGUGCUGCACUGUAGUGGGCGGGGUUAAGUGAUCAUGUGACACUGCUGAAGAGCCGCCGCCAUGUGGCUCUGGAGGUCUUCUGUCUUGUUAGGUCUCGUCGGGAGCAAAGGAGUACUGAGAGGCAUGUGUGCGCAAGUGGGAGAUUGGCAAACAGCCAAGUCUAUCUAUGAGUUUUCUGCUACAGAUAUAGAUGGUAAUGAAGUCUCACUGGAAAAAUACAGAGGAUUUGUUUGUAUAAUCACAAAUGUGGCCUCUAAAUGAGGAAAGACCAGGGUAAACUACACUCAGCUAGCGGGAAUGCACGCCUCCUAUGCUGACAAAGGUUUACGCAUCCUGGCUUUUCCAUGCAACCAGUUUGGAGGACAGGAACCAGGAACAGAGGCUGAGAUAAAGGAGUUUGCCAAAGGCUACAAUGCUGAAUUUGAUAUGUUUAGUAAGAUUGAAGUCAAUGGAGACAAUGCCCACCCUCUCUGGAAGUGGAUGAAGGCUCAGCCAAAAGGCAAAGGAACCCUCGGGAAUAACAUCAAAUGGAACUUCACAAAGUUUCUCAUAAACCGAGAUGGGCAAGUGGUGAAGAGAUAUGGCCCCACAGAUGAUCCAAGUGUGGUGGAAAAGGAUCUGCCCUCAUACCUGUAAACAUGUUUUAAGUGUUGGCCUUUCAUAUGAACUUUAAGGUGCAGCAGUGUGUGUGUCUGACCUAUGACGGCUUGUCUGUAAACCCUACUAUGGGGAAGACUAGCCUGAUUUUAAGCGUGCAACUGAAACAGAGCUCACCUGCAUCCACCACCUUCCCUGUUCAUGAGUGAGGCCACAAGUUCUACUUUGAUUACAUUUAAAGUAAAGGCAUUCCUUCACCCAGAGUAAAUAUACUUGUCACAACUCUUUGAAUUAAGCCAUGUUUUUUGUCUUCAGAAACAUUAAAAUUAAAUGACACAUUUGCACUUUUAUGCACUGCAUUUAAUAGAUGUGCGAUUCUGUUGCUUGAAGAGUUAAAGGUGGCAUUGAUUUUGUAUGAAUUACAAAGUGAUAACCUGUUAACUAAUAAACACUGAAAAUGA